This is a messenger RNA of Pollicipes pollicipes, 364 nucleotides long. RefSeq names its product protein shisa-5-like. The transcript has 4 exons. Bases 14 to 364 code for a protein of 116 amino acids. Lineage: Eukaryota; Metazoa; Arthropoda; Thecostraca; Pollicipedomorpha; Pollicipedidae. The record is from RefSeq and is a predicted model, not a curated record.
AGAACGACAGGAAAUGUCAAGGGUGCUGCUGGCACUGCACACCAUCACCGGCGGCCUUGUGCUGCUGGUGGCCGUCGGCAGUCUGGUCUGCUGCUACUUCUGCACGUGCUGCCCUGUCCACCGCUGGCUCAGGAGGCGGGGACGCGUCGUACGCACCAACAACGGCGCUCCUCUGGGUCCGGCGCGCUCGGCGCAGACGGCCGCACCGCCGCCGCCCGCUGCCGGCUACGAUAGCGGCUAUCGGGUGCAUCCGCCGCCGCCUGCACACGCGCACGACCCGGACACCGCCCCGGGGGCACUGGUAGCGGCGGCCACAGGCUAUGCGCAAGACCCGCCGCCAUCCUACCCCGGCACCGGGCAGUAG